GAUUUUUGUGGCAAACCUAUCUAACUUUUUUAAUCCUUUUCUUUCUUUUUUCUACAGCAUUGUCCAAGAUAUAACAGUUGGUACAAAGCGGGCAGCUGAGGAGCUUUUCUCUCCUUGUGUUACUACUAACGGACCCUUUAUCAUGAGCAGCAACUCUCCUUCUGCAGCUAAUGGAAACGACAGCAAAAAGUUCAAAGGUGAUAACAGAAGUGCCGGCAUCCCAUCCCGAGUAAUCCACGUCCGCAAGCUCCCCAGUGACGUCACGGAGGCAGAGGUCAUUUCUUUGGGCUUACCCUUUGGCAAGGUCACCAAUCUUCUGAUGUUGAAAGGAAAAAACCAGGCUUUCAUAGAGAUGAACACAGAGGAGACAGCCAACACCAUGGUGAACUACUACACCACAGUCACUCCGGUGCUCCGGAGCCAGCCCAUCUACAUCCAGUUCUCCAACCACAAGGAGCUGAAGACAGACAGCUCUCCAAACCAAGCACGUGCCCAAGCAGCUCUGCAAGCCGUGACCCAGGUGCAGGCCGGGGCUGUGGCGCUGGCCGCCACGGCUGCGGCCGUCGAUGCGGGGAUGGCGAUGGCUGGCCAGAGCCCUGUCCUGAGGAUCAUUGUGGAGAAUCUCUUCUACCCUGUCACUCUAGAUGUUCUGCACCAGAUCUUUUCCAAAUUUGGUGCAGUCUUGAAAAUCAUCACAUUCACAAAGAACCACCAGUUUCAGGCCCUGUUGCAAUAUGGUGACCCCAUGAGUGCUCAGCAUGCCAAACUGUCUCUGGAUGGACAGAACAUCUACAACGCCUGCUGCACGCUGCGCAUCGACUUCUCCAAGCUCACCAGCCUCAAUGUAAAGUACAAUAACGACAAGAGCAGAGACUACACCCGCCCAGACCUGCCCUCUGGGGACAGCCAGCCCACCCUGGACCAGACCAUGGCAGCUGCUUUUGGUGCCCCAGGAAUAAUCUCUCCUCCAUAUGCUGGAGCUGGCUUUCCUCCUACUUUUGCCAUUCCUCAGGCUACAGGCCUGACAGUUCCAAGUGUUCCUGGAGCACUAGCUCCUCUGGCUAUUCCAGCAGCAGCUGCGGCGGCUGCAGCAGGACGGAUUGCCAUUCCCGGCCUGUCUGGGACAGGGCACUCCGUGCUGCUGGUUAGCAAUCUGAUCCCAGAGAGAGUUACACCCCAAUGCCUCUUUAUUCUUUUCGGAGUCUAUGGUGAUGUGCAGAGGGUGAAGAUUUUAUUUAAAAAGAAAGAUAAUGCCCUGGUCCAGAUGGCUGAUGGGAAUCAGGCCCAGCUUGCCAUGAGCCACUUGAAUGGGCAGAAGCUCCAUGGGAAGCCGAUCCGUAUCACGCUGUCCAAGCACCAGACAGUGCAGCUGCCCCGGGAGAACCAGGAGGACCAUGGCCUGACCAAGGACUAUGGCACUUCUCCUCUACAUCGUUUCAAGAAACCAGGCUCCAAAAAUUUCCAAAACAUCUUUCCCCCUUCUGCCACUCUUCAUCUGUCCAAUAUUCCACCUUCAGUAACUGAAGAAGACCUUAAGUUGUUAUUUUCAAGCAAUGGUGGGAUAGUCAAAGGAUUCAAAUUCUUCCAGAAGGACCGUAAAAUGGCUCUGAUCCAGAUGAGCUCUGUGGAAGAAGCCAUUCAGUCCCUCAUUGACCUCCACAAUCAUGACCUGGGGGAGAACCAUCACCUGCGUGUUUCCUUUUCCAAGUCCACCAUUUAGAGCUUGGGAAGGCCUGACUUAAAAUGGACUUGACUUAAAACCUCUGGGGUUCAGCCUUGACCUUAUAAGGCUGGACACCAGGGUUUCAACUUCCAUCAUUCCAGAAAAAAAAAAAAAAGCCACUUUAAAAAUGCAGCUGAAGUGACCUUAAAAGAC
Molecule: messenger RNA, 1876 nt
Organism: Ficedula albicollis (Collared flycatcher)
Lineage: Eukaryota; Metazoa; Chordata; Aves; Passeriformes; Muscicapidae
Gene: PTBP1
Product: polypyrimidine tract binding protein 1
Exons: 14
Coding region: 143-1720 (525 amino acids)
Biological process (GO): regulation of cell differentiation; regulation of RNA splicing; mRNA processing
Cellular component (GO): nucleus
Molecular function (GO): mRNA binding
Source: RefSeq, a predicted model, not a curated record